Messenger RNA from Carica papaya (papaya), 990 nucleotides. Its product is annotated as Big1. The record is from RefSeq and is a predicted model, not a curated record. NCBI's taxonomy places the organism in Eukaryota, Viridiplantae, Streptophyta, Magnoliopsida, Brassicales, Caricaceae.
ACCGUUAAUCAACAAACCAGUUAGAAGAAGAUGAGCUUUCAUAGUUUGACCCCGGUAAAUCAUAGGAAAAAUCAAUCUUUAAAAGGAGUGACCCAGUUAACCAACUGGUUAGUCAUUCACAUUUGGAAGGUUGGUUUGAUUAGUAGCUUCAUCCUGUUGGUUGUGCUCUUUCAGCCUGUGUUUUAUAUCUUAUAGUCUGCUAGCACCCACCAAAAUUAGCCAACUGAUCAGUCCAAGUGAAAGACUAUCUGAAGAUGAAGCAAUUAAAGAUGGAAACUGAAAGUGUUGGUUCAAAAUCUAAACAGAUGAAUAUUUCUAGAGUUCCACCACCACCUCCUCUUCCAUGUUUCUGGAUUGGGAAGUCAGCUUCAGAGAGCAUAACCAAGAAGGAGAUUGCCAAGUUUUGGUGGCACAAGCGCGUCAAAGAAGAGGAACACCUCCUUGCUGCUAUCAAGGCUGCAGCUCGUAUCAGGGCCAAAAAUCUCUCUGAGGAAGACUACAGCCUAUUUGAAGAAUCCUUGAAUGAAGGAGAGGAUGACACAAAGGAGAAAGAGUUUGUAUCUGUCGAAAACAAGAAGAACAAUGAUGUUCGUGUUGGGAUAAGAGACUGGUGGACAAAGAGCAAGUAUGCUUACUUAAACCAGCCAGCCAUUGGUUCUUCCAUGGAUAAUCCCAAGGCCAAAAGACGAGCCUCUUCGUACACUCCCAAUUGUUUCUGUUACGAGCCAAUUCCUCUGUAUCCCACAUCGCUUGGUGUCUUUUAGCCAGCUGCAGAUGCUUUAUAUGAUUUGAUUGUAAUUAUGUUGCCUUGCAUUAUCUUCGCUACGUUGGUUGAAUGUCGGGAGUUUUCUUGUGUGAAAACCUUUCACUCGGUAAAUCAUAUUUCACUCUUUUCUUUCAAUAACCUAGUCUUUUAAUAUUGAAUUUAAUAUUAAAAAACUAGAUUAUGAGAAAAUAAUCAAAUUAAAACCUUGAUUACAUACUAAAUUA